AUGGUCAAACUAAUAGCGGUUGGCGGUGCUGAAAGCGCAAGGCACAAGGAAGAAUCCGACGACGAAGAAGAUCUCGAACCUACCAUGGAGCGUGACGAUGGUGUUAGAAGAAGGAAUUCACGAAACGAAGAAGUUGCUUAUGUCGACAAAUCCAGUUCCAGAGCAGAAAAAUUAAAUUUGCAGGCUACAAAACUUAUGAGAUUUCUCAAUAUAAAGAAAGAUGACAGGAUUCAAAAUGAAAACAAAGAAGAUGUACAUGAAAGGGAUCUCAUCAUGAUGGCAAAAUUUGAGACAACAAAAAAAUGCUUGAGACAAGGAACAAAAAGCUCCAUGUGGUACUUGGACAGUGGAUGCUCAAGACACAUAACUGGAGAUCCAACAAAGUUCAUAAGCAUAUCUUACAAGACUUCUGGUCAUGUCACAUACGGUGACAACAACAAAGGAAAGAUCAUCGGUAUAGGUCAAAUAAAAACUCCUUCUUCUUAUAAAACUAAAAAUGUACUUCUUGUUGAAGGGUUAAAGCAUAAUCUACUAAGUAUCAGUUAG
This is a messenger RNA of Vigna radiata var. radiata (mung bean), 546 nucleotides long. RefSeq lists its product as uncharacterized. Bases 1 to 546 code for a protein of 181 amino acids. The transcript is spliced from 2 exons. The record is from RefSeq and is a predicted model, not a curated record. Lineage: Eukaryota; Viridiplantae; Streptophyta; Magnoliopsida; Fabales; Fabaceae.